AUGGGCAACGCCCAUGGCAGCAUCCCGGCAGGCAACCGCGCCCACAACCACGCCCACAACCGCGCCCGCAGAACCGCGCGCAACCCGUUUAUAGUAGGAUGCCCACAGCAGUUUCUCCUGCUAGUUCUGCUGCAAAGGACACAGCAAGAAAACAAUACAACAGAGGUCAGGCCCGUAGUCUGCAGCAGCUUCAGGGGUGGUGCUGACAGCAGCUCCUUACCAGGAAAGGUGGCCAGGUCUGAUGGCAACAAGGUUGCUUCACAGAGCGCCAUUAAGCCUAGAUCGCAUAACCCGUUCAUUGGCACACAUACGAAAGGGGUGGCGAAUGACCGUGUCAAGAAUACCUCGGUUGACAAUUCCUACAAGCCACCUGGCUCACACUCAGCCCCUAAAGGUAGUUACAGAACGUGGUCCUGGAUAAACAAAAGGAGACUGAAAGGCAGUGAAGAUGUAGACAAGGUCACAUCAGAGACCCUUGAACCUGUCAGGGAACCCAAUGAGGAGGGCUAUGUUCCUAACGUAACUCGUGAAGAUGAUAGCGGUGAUGACAGCGACACCUCCAGCGGUUCAGGCAGCACCUCCAGCAGUUCCAGUGGAUCAAGUAGCAGCUCUAGUGACUCUAGCAGAGUGACUGGGGUCAUACCAGAGGCGUACACUGAACCAUGUGUAUCUGCCAAGCCUGAGACCCGGUGCGUAGAGAAUGCAGCUGAGUCUUCUGAGACUGAGACUGUCUCCUCUGUAACCAAUUUCCCAUCUACAGCUGCCACAGAGUGUGCGAUGUCUACCGAUGUGCCUGGAUCUACAGCUGACCCUGAGUCUGUAUCUGCUGCAACCCAUGCACCAUAUACAAAUGCUGAGGUUGCUUACACUGAGGCUGAGUCCGAUCCUGUGGCUAAAGACAAGCAGGUCGAUUCUGUGGAGACGAAUGCUCCAUCUGCAGCUGCCACAGAGUGUGCGAUGUCUACCGAUGUGCCUGGAUCUACAGCGGACCCAGAGUCUGUAUCUGCUGUGAUUGGUAUCAUGACCAGUUCCAUGUGUGAUACCUCAGAGGGGUUUGUAGCAGCUCCGGUUACCAACCCAUAUCAAGAAGCGUUCAUCCGGAAUACCAACAACAACAGGUGUCCACAUCCCCACAGCAGCAGCCUACACCGCCGCGCCACCACGAGCCACCGUUCCAAGUUCAUCAGGAAUGGCAACAACACCAAAUGUCCACGCCACCCCAGCAGCAGCCUAUACCACCGCCUCAGCCCCAGCCAGAGUUCCUAG
Molecule: messenger RNA, 1266 nt
Organism: Coregonus clupeaformis (lake whitefish)
Lineage: Eukaryota; Metazoa; Chordata; Actinopteri; Salmoniformes; Salmonidae
Exons: 3
Coding region: 1-1266 (421 amino acids)
Source: RefSeq, a predicted model, not a curated record